CACAAAUCCAUCACCGCCACCGUAAUGACUGCAAAAGGGCUCUUUGAGCAAGUCGAUGACAGAGCUUGCCGUCUGACUGGGAUUCUGGUGGUCGUAGGCAUAUUCUUCUUUGUUCUAGACAAUGCGCGUUCGUACAUCCGGUUAAGACACAUCCCAGGACCACCUGCGGCAGCUCUCACAAACUUCGUCCGUCGAUCGUGGGUCACCACUGGCAAUGCUCACGAGAUACACACCGAUCUACACAGCAAAUAUGGCACCGUUGUGCGAUUUGGUCCUAAUGCCGUUAUGGUCUCCAAGCCCGAGGCAAUUGAACAGAUCUAUGGCUUCAAGACCAGAUUCCAGAAGUCUGAUUUCUACGACUCCAUAAUGCCGAGGAUAAAGGGUGGCAAGAUCCCAGACGUCUUUGCUACCCGCGACGAGGAUAUACACCGGCGAAUGCGGCGUCCGGUUGCCAAUCUGUACUCGCUUACAAGCCUGAUGAAGUUUGAGCCGGUCGUGACGUCUACUGUGCAACACCUGUUUGCGCGACUAGACGAGCUAUUUCUAGAUAGGAAAGUUGAUGUCAACCUGUUCCAAUGGAUUCAAUACUUUAUGUUCGACGUCCUUGGCGAAGUCACAUUUUCCAAGGAAUUAGGAUGUCUCGAUAAGGGUGGCGAUGUUGAAGGAGUCAUCGAGAACAACUGGCGCUAUUUCAACAUGAUUGCUGCGAUGCCUUGGCUUGACUGCUUGUGGAGAGACAACCCCUUGAUUCCCGUCUCCGCGAAAAGAAACCCGCUGGUCGAAUUUGGUGCCGCCAGAAUUAGAGAGCGUAUGAGUUUAAUCGAAAGCGGCAAAGGCGACCUCAGCCAAAAAGACUUCCUCUCCAGCUUCAUCGCUGAGAAUGCCAAAGACAAUACUCUUCCCGCUAUGUUCCUUCCCACUUGGGUCAAUUCCAACAUCGUGGCAGGUGCAGACACGACAAGUAUCCUAUCUGGCGCCUUGAUUUACCAUCUUCUCAAGAACCCUGCGUCGCUCGCAAAGCUUCAGAAGGAGAUCGACGAUGCCGCCGCCGCUGGGCGACUCUCUAGAUACGCGACUUGGAAAGAAUCCAAGGCUCUCACUUAUCUUGAUGCUUGCGUAAAAGAGGCCACCAGGAUGCAUCCACCGUUUGCCCUCCCGUUUGAGCGUGUGGUCCCGGAAUGUGGACUGAAGAUAGACGGCUACCACAUUCCCCCGGGAACAAGAAUCGGAAUCAACCCGUGGUCGCUGCAUCGCGAAGUAUCACUGUAUGGCGACGAACCGGACCUUUGGCGACCCGAGAGAUGGCUGUGUGAUGAAGACAGGCACUCAGCUAUGUACAAUGCGCUUCUGACGUUUGGCGCUGGCCACCGAAGCUGCCUCGGAAAGCACCUCGCCUACUUUGAGAUAUACAAGCUAAUCCCCUCGCUACUACAGCGCUACAAUAUACGAUUGGUAAAUCAAGAUGAGAAUUGGACUGUUGAGAACAAGUGGCUUGCGAAGCCUUCAGGAUUCCACGUCAAACUUUCAACUCGUAGCUAG
Molecule: messenger RNA, 1539 nt
Organism: Colletotrichum godetiae
Lineage: Eukaryota; Fungi; Ascomycota; Sordariomycetes; Glomerellales; Glomerellaceae
Product: cytochrome P450 family protein
Exons: 7
Coding region: 25-1539 (504 amino acids)
Molecular function (GO): oxidoreductase activity, acting on paired donors, with incorporation or reduction of molecular oxygen; monooxygenase activity; heme binding
Source: RefSeq, a predicted model, not a curated record